UGGAGCCUGCAGCGGUGAGGAAUGUACCAUUGUGCCAGAAGAGGUAGAUGCUAGCUUUAAUCACAUGCCAGUGUGCACAAAAGCAAUUAAAGGAAUGACACAUGACUUAUGUUUGCACAUAAAACAGCAGAAUAAUUGUUUAACCCCUAUUCCCUUGUGGUAAGGGCUGUGUUCCGUUGCUAUAGGAACGCAGCAGGAUAACAACAAGCAAUGGAGAGAUGGCGAGAGGUUGAAGAAACUGUGCUCACAACAUGGCAGAACACAUAGCAAGCAACAACACUGAUGUGGGACACAUAUUGGUCAAGGUUCAAGAGGAUCUUCAAGAGCUGAAGGAGAAAAUCUCCCACAUUACAGUACAUGGAGAAGUGGCAACUGUGGACUUUCAGACACUUGAAACAGCCAUACACAGGACUGAAAUGGGCCUAAAGAGUCGUGCAGCGGAGUAUCUAAAUGUAAUCAAUAGACAAGUUUUGACUCUUCCUGCAGUGGAAUACAGAAAUAUGCCAGCUGCUCACACUUUAGCAGCUCCAGUUCCACUGGCUAUCAGUAAAACGAUCAAGAGGCCUGUUGUUUACCCAUCUUUGAGUAAAAAGCACCAUGGUAACCAGUUAUGGAAUGCACCUCAACAUAUCUCACCUGGAACGCAGCACAAGCACGCCAUGGAUAUGAGGAUUUUGCGUGAUCCAUCCAACCCAAAGAACAGAAAUUUUUUACAUGAGAACUAUGGGAUUCAGCUUCCUCUUAUUAAGAAUGAAAUGCCUGAAAUACCUUUGCAAAAACUUAUUAAAGGUCCUACAGUCGCCUCGCUCGCCAUUUUGCCCGUUUCCCACCGCGAAGAUCCAUCCCUCCUACCUCCAUUUGUAUCUGAAAAAGAUGCAAGAAAAGGUAUUUUAAGUUUGAUUGAACGAGGCUUAAUUCCUCCAGCAUCUGAGUUGACUGUUGACCCGCCUUUCAUUCAACACAAAGCAGCAAAGAUUCAUGAUAUCCAAGAGAAAUUUAAGAAACCAGAUCCAGAAAUAUUUGGUACUUAUCCCAAAAAUGCUUACUGUAUAAUUGUUAGUGAGUCGUAUACAAAUGACAAGGAACUAGGUUCCAGGCUACCAUUAAAGAUGAGUACUGUUACUCCUGCACCUUCAGUCAUGUCCAAGUCAUCAGCUAAGGACAUCGAUGCAGUUCAACUCCUGCUUGAUAAAGAAAUUGUGCCAUUUGAAUUUCAUCGGUCACAGCAGUUUCAAGUGUUGCCAACUCAUCGACCCCAGGAAUUUUCACAAGCUUAUUAUAUUACUAUUUUCAACGGCAAAAUAAAUUACACGGCUCCAGACAUCCUGGCUUUCAAACAACAUUACCAGUUCUACUGGGGACAUAUGUUUUCCUUCUUGGAAUAUCUUGAGAAGAAAUUAAGAGAAUACGAUGUGCCAAUUGCCAUUGUGGAAGGCCAGAAGUUGCCGGGGCUUUCGGUUGUCUUUGAGCUGAAUUCACGGCCCAAAUGGGAAGACCUGCUUCCGGUGUUGAAAAACAAAGACUUGGUGGAAGAGAUCGUCCAGCGUCCAGGCCAGCAGUACAAGGGGCCAGAUGGCAUCGUAAUAGCGGCCACAAAAAUCCAAGCUACCUGGAGGCAGUACCGGUGCAGGACCGUGUACCUCAUAGUUUGUCGCCAGAAGUGGGCAGCAGGUGUUAUUUCCAUCUCCUGGCUUAUGCGUGCUCAAAGGGUGCGGGUGAAGAAGACCCUAAAGCAGUCACGUCAGAGACACCUGGAAAAUUUUCGCAGCAGGGCCAAGCAUCUGGCAGCCAACUGGAAUCGCAUCAAGGCCUCCAGGAGAACUAUUAUCCACAUCCCAUCAUUAGGGUAUGCCCAGUCAUUGAGAUCUUCUGUGCCCAAUAUAGAUACUCAGCAGAACCUACAGAUGGGAAGGUUAUGUGACAUCAGGGAUGACAAUAUAAAUGUUAUCUAUAUUUGCCCCCUUUGGAUUGGUGAAGAUGUGACCCAAUACUACAUGAAACUACUUGGGUUGCAAGAAGCUGUCAAAACAGGGAUACCGGAGAAGGUAGUGGACAUGGAAGAUCGUCUCAAGGUCAUGACCCCAGAGGCUGUAAGCCAUUUUCCUAACCACCACUUGUGCCUGGCCACUCAUCUGAAAUACAGUCCCAAGACAAUAAAGAGAAUAAAAAAUCUUAUUGAAGGCAAGGCUGCAUACAUCGUUGGUGGGCUGCUACACAAGGAUGACUUAGCUGUUGCAGAUAUGCUAAAUGUACCAAUUCUAGGUCCAGAGCCGGAAGUGGCCCAUCUGUACAGCACCAAAUCUGGAGGCAAAAGAAUCUUUGCAAGCGCUUGUGCGCCAAUGCCACCUGGGGAAUAUGAUAUAUACAACCUUCAGCAGAUGCAUGAAGUUCUUACUCAGCUUAUCCUCGAAAACCUGGAAAUUAGGCGCUGGCUGUUCAAAGUGGAUGUUGAAUUUGGUGGAAGAGGUACUGCGUAUUUUGAUGUCUCACACCUGAAGUGUUAUAAGCAGAUUCUAAAGGAAUUUAGGCAAAUUGGUCCUACAGAAUGGCUGAAGAAGAAAUGGAUUCAGGAACCUGCUGAGCUGACGAUAUCAAAGGAGUUGCCUGGAAUUUUGGCAGAGCAUGCACAGCCAGCCAAUAAGAAAAUAUUCCCAACAUGGGAAAAGUUCUUACAAAUGUUCCUCUGUCAAGAAGAUAUCAAAUCCUCGCUGGAGUAUGGUUCCAUGGGCAUCAGGCGGCCUCCUGCACCUCACCAGGUGAGCUAUGAGGGUGGUGUGGUGGAGGGGUACCCUCCUUCCGACAGUGUUACCAACCUCACCGUCGACAUGCUCAUAGAGCCAACAGGGGAGGUAUCAAUGGUUUCUUGUGGGGACCAGAUCCAUUCCAAAAGCCUUCUGGAAUGUUGGGGGAGCACAGUGCCACAGUGCUCCGUGGAUCCGGGCAACUUGCACUCGGUGUGUGUGAGGAUUGCUGAGGCCUGUAAAUCCAGAGGGGUGAUAGGUUUCUUCUCAAUUGACCUGGUGACCUUCAUACAUCCACAUACAAUGGAGCAGCAGGUCUGGGCCACAGACUUAGACCUGGUCUACAGUGACCAGCUGGCCAUGACACAACUGAUGCUCUUCAUAUCUAACGGGAAGCUGAUCUGCAGAACCAACACCUUCGAGGUGCCUCCAAAGCCCACAGAGAAAAAGCGAAAACUUCGCAGGGAAGAAUCGGCAAUAAAAGAAGAAGCACAAAUUCAACUUCCUUUCAUGAAACGUUACGGAGUGUUAAGCACACAGCUGAAACAUACCAAUUUAUCCAUGGUCCAGUACAGUGUACUCUUCAAGAUUUUUAAAGCUCACGGGAUUGGUUUUGAUAUUAAGGAAAGACAAGGAACAGUCUUUAUACUUCAUGAAGAUAAUAAGAAGGAUCGCUUGGGGAUGGUAACAAUUGGGGAAGAUCUCCAGGGGGCUCUGCUGACCUUUGCUCGUAAUCUCUCUGUCAUUCAUCAGGAAAUAUCAGCACCUAAUGUGCAAUUGGAGAACAAUUUUCAGGCAGCAAUCAAAGACAUUGAGUUAAUCCUUGGAGUUACAAUAGUGAACAAGUCCAAAGCUAAAGAAGAUAAUGCAACCACUGCAUUGGAAACACUGAGCUGAAGAUCUUAAUUCAGAGAAACUGUAGAUAUUUUCUAAUUUUCAGAAUGAACUAUCUAAGUUCCAAUGCUAACUUUGACAGCAGCCAGAAUUCUAGUGAGACAACGAUUCCAAACAAGGCUGCGUUAUUCUUCAAUCAUUGUUCAAAUAUGUUGCAGACUGUACCUUUGGAAGCAUGGGAAAUGUCCAGGAGCAUUUAUUUUUACAACAGGAUAUUCUGAAAAUGAUAGAAAUUAGCUCAAAGUCACAAUUAAAAUGUUCAAAUUGAGAUAAAAAGGAUGAUUUUUCCAUAUUGGUGGCAUAAAUACUAUUUUUCCUCCCUUCUUUAAGUUUCCUGAUUGCUCCCCACUGCUAUUGGACUGCCAUGCACUGUCCGAAAAUCAGGCAAUCUAUUUCCAGGUCUCAGCCUGUGUUACUUUGUAACCAGCCAAUAGGAGGUGCACGAGCAGUCCAAAAUGAUUCAGUUAUGAUUAAAAGGGGAAAAGUAAUUCUCCUUUCACGUGGGUAAGCCCUUUAGCUAUCCAGCUAAGCAGCUAAGUGUUGCUGAUAGACUUGCAUCUUAUUUAAUUAG
Carcharodon carcharias (great white shark) is the source of this 4206-nucleotide messenger RNA. RefSeq names its product IQ motif containing H (gene iqch). The coding region runs from base 252 to 3638 and encodes 1128 amino acids. The record is from RefSeq and is a predicted model, not a curated record. The transcript has 23 exons. Gene Ontology annotation, molecular function: protein binding. Lineage: Eukaryota; Metazoa; Chordata; Chondrichthyes; Lamniformes; Lamnidae.